UUGUGGGGGGUAGAAAGGGAGGACAGGGGGCGCGGAGUCAGAGUGGCGCAGCAAGUGGCUGCAGGUGGCGACGGUGGCGGGGGGUGGGGAGUGAGGUAGUCCAGGGGUCGCGGAGGAGAAGGCUGAGAGGGUCAAAAGAAAAACUAAAGCUGCAGUCUGGCCUACUGGUCCGGGGGCCGCGGAGCCCCCACCCGGGGAGAUGGACCUCAACCGGAUCAUCCAGGCGCUGAAGGGCACCAUCGACCCGAAGCUGCGGAUUGCAGCGGAGAAUGAGCUCAACCAGUCCUACAAGAUUAUCAAUUUUGCCCCCAGUUUACUUCGGAUUAUAGUGUCUGACCAUGUGGAAUUCCCAGUACGCCAGGCGGCUGCCAUUUACUUGAAGAACAUGGUGACACAGUAUUGGCCUGACCGAGAACCUCCACCGGGAGAAGCAGUGUUUCCAUUCAACAUUCAUGAAAAUGAUCGCCAGCAAAUACGUGAUAACAUUGUGGAAGGAAUAAUUCGGUCUCCAGAUUUAGUGAGAGUCCAGUUAACAAUGUGUCUCCGUGCCAUCAUUAAAUAUGAUUUCCCUGGUCACUGGCCAGCAGUAGUCGACAAGAUAGACUAUUACUUGCAAUCACAGAGCAGUGGAAGCUGGCUUGGCAGUUUAUUGUGUCUGUAUCAACUGGUGAAGACAUAUGAAUAUAAGAAAGCAGAGGAAAGAGAGCCUCUUAUAGCAGCAAUGCAAAUAUUUCUGCCUCGUAUUCAGCAACAAAUCAUGCAGCUCCUUCCUGAUUCCUCACAUUAUUCUGUUUUACUACAAAAGCAGAUUCUGAAAAUCUUUUAUGCACUUGUUCAGUAUGCAUUGCCUCUUCAACUAGUGAAUAACCAAACCAUGACUGCGUGGAUGGAGAUCUUUCGAACUAUUAUUGACAGGACGGUUCCUCCUGAGACUCUGCAGAUUGAUGAGGAUGAUAGACCGGAACUAGUCUGGUGGAAGUGUAAGAAAUGGGCACUGCAUAUUGUAGCUCGUCUCUUCGAACGAUAUGGAAGCCCAGGAAAUGUCACAAAAGAAUACUUUGAAUUUUCUGAAUUCUUUUUGAAAACCUAUGCGGUGGGAAUUCAGCAGGUACUACUAAAAAUUUUAGACCAAUAUAGACAGAAAGAGUAUGUAGCCCCCCGUGUUCUUCAGCAAGCAUUCAACUAUCUUAAUCAAGGGAUUGUUCAUUCUGUCACCUGGAAGCAGAUGAAGCCACACAUACAGAAUAUCUCUGAAGAUGUGAUUUUUUCUGUGAUGUGUUAUAAAGAUGAGGAUGAAGAACUGUGGCAAGAAGAUCCAUAUGAGUACAUAAGAAUGAAAUUUGAUAUUUUUGAAGAUUAUGCUUCUCCCACCACAGCAGCCCAGACUCUCUUGUAUACUGCUGCAAAGAAAAGAAAAGAGGUGUUGCCCAAAAUGAUGGCAUUUUGUUAUCAGAUCCUAACAGACCCGAACUUUAACCCAAGGAAGAAAGAUGGAGCCCUGCAUGUGAUUGGCUCCCUGGCUGAUAUUUUAUUGAAGAAGAGUUUAUUCAAGGACCAAAUGGAGUUGUUGCUGCAGAACCAUGUAUUUCCGUUACUGUUGUCUAACCUGGGCUAUCUUCGAGCUAGAUCCUGUUGGGUACUUCAUGCAUUCAGUUCUUUGAAGUUUCAUAAUGAGCUCAAUCUAAGAAAUGCAGUUGAAUUGGCAAAGAAGAGCCUGAUUGAAGAUAAGGAGAUGCCUGUCAAAGUUGAAGCUGCCCUUGCUCUCCAGUCACUAAUUUCUAACCAGACACAAGCUAAGGAAUAUAUGAAGCCGCACGUGAGGCCUAUCAUGCAGGAGCUGUUGCACAUUGUUAGAGAGACGGAAAAUGACGAUGUUACUAAUGUUAUCCAGAAGAUGAUAUGCGAAUAUAGUCAAGAAGUAGCCUCAAUUGCUGUUGAUAUGACCCAACAUUUGGCUGAGAUAUUUGGCAAAGUUCUUCAAAGUGAUGAAUAUGAAGAAAUUGAAGACAAAACAGUAAUGGCUAUGGGAAUUUUACAUACUAUUGAUACUAUCUUGACAGUUGUAGAAGAUCAUAAAGAGGUUACUCAGCAGUUAGAGAAUAUCUGUCUACGGAUCAUUGAUCUUGUUUUACAGAAACAUGUAAUUGAAUUCUAUGAAGAAAUUCUUUCCCUGGCAUAUAGUUUAACCUGCCAUGGUAUUUCCCCUCAAAUGUGGCAGCUGCUAGGUAUAUUAUAUGAGGUUUUUCAGCAGGAUUGUUUUGAAUACUUUACAGAUAUGAUGCCUCUUUUGCAUAAUUAUGUGACAAUAGAUACAGAUACUUUAUUAUCUAAUCCAAAGCAUUUAGAAAUACUUUUUACCAUGUGUAGAAAGGUACUAUGUGGAGAUGCAGGAGAAGAUGCAGAAUGUCAUGCAGCCAAACUUCUUGAAGUCAUCAUUCUUCAGUGCAAAGGAAAGGGAAUUGAUCAGUGCAUUCCACUCUUUGUUCAACUUGUUUUGGAGAGAUUAACCCGAGGAGUCAAAACUAGUGAGCUCCGUACCAUGUGUCUUCAGGUUGCAAUUGCUGCCUUGUACUACAACCCUGAUUUGCUGCUACAUACUUUAGAACAAAUUCAGUUGCCUCACAACCCUGGACCUAUAACUGUACAGUUUAUAAAUCAGUGGAUGAAUGAUACAGAUUGUUUUCUUGGGCAUCAUGACCGGAAGAUGUGUAUAAUAGGACUGAGUAUCCUUUUGGAACUGCAAAAUCGACCUCCUGCAGUAGAUGCCGUAGUGGGACAGAUUGUACCCUCAAUUCUUUUCCUUUUCCUUGGCUUGAAGCAGGUCUGUGCUACCAGGCAACUGGUAAACCGUGAAGAUCGCUCAAAAGUGGAGAAGGCUGAUAUGGAAGAAAACGAGGAGAUUUCAAGUGAUGAAGAGGAGACAAACGUAAUCGCUCAAGCAAUGCAGUCAAAUAACGGAAGAGGUGAAGAGGAGGAGGAUGAUGAUGACUGGGAUGAAGAAGUAUUGGAAGAAACUGCCCUUGAGGGAUUCAGCACUCCACUUGACCUUGACAACAGUGUGGAUGAAUAUCAAUUUUUUACACAAGCUCUGCUAAACUCUCUUUCUUCUUCUACACCCGCCUCCCCCGCCCCACCCCCCAUGCAACAGCUGUGCAGAAUCGGGAUGCUGCCUGGUACCAGCUCCUCAUGGCACCGCUCAGUGAGGACCAGAGGAGGGCGCUGCAGGAGGUGUACACCCUGGCAGAGCACCGGAGGACCGUGGCAGAGGCAAAGAAGAAGAUUGAACAACAGGGAGGCUUCACCUUUGAAAACAAAGGAGUCCUCUCUGCAUUUAACUUUGGGACUGUGCCCAGCAACAACUGAAAGAGGGAACAUCAGCCUACCAAAUGUCAUCACUACAUUUUACUUCACCAGGGGAAUGUGAAGGUCAAGGGGAGGGACAGAGUGGGCUGUGCCAGUUAACUCUGGCAUUAGGCAGCACUUUUAUCCACUGCCUCUUCCGCUUUGACCUUUCUCCCCCCAAAAUAUACAUUCUCAGCAGCUACUGUAAUGUAUGAAAUUCAAGGAAAACAAAAUCAGCGGACUGAAAAGGACAAAUCAUAUUCUCCAAAGGACGAAUGACCAAGGUGGUUUUAGAGGACUGAUUGAAUUGCACGUCUCAGGUUUUUGCCAUGCAGAAUCAGUGGAUUUAUGCGGAUAACAGUGCCUUCUGUUGUACAUGAAUUAUCUGAAAAAUUUUUUUGGAGUGCAUUGCAAUUUUUUUUAAAGCAUAAAACAUAUUUCUAGAUAUAAUGUAAACCUUGGCUAUAUGUUGACUUAUUCUGCAUUUUACUAUGUGAAUUUACUGUUAGGCAGUUAGCUACAAGUCACUCUGGUUUCAAAAACAUCACCGCUCCCCUCACUCACCCUGCUGCUGGGGGCUGUCUUCAGGGGUUGUAAAAUAUGCACUGGCUCUGGUUUUUCAUCAGAUGUUUUGUGGCUUUCCUAAUAAGUGUCUUAUUCCCUCUUCCAUCAUAUUUUUGAGCCCAGAAAGAGGUGGUAUUUUUUUUUUUGGAGUCAGCAAAUAUGAAUAUAAAUUUCAUCUAUAACAUGGUAAGUUCAGGACUCAAAAGUUUCUUGGCAGCAAGUGGCAGGAGCUCUUUAGUCACUGGAAUUAACAGUAAGUCCGAGUGUAUUCUGAAUCAUGUACUUAAUUAUGUAAUGAAUUGAUAAUUAUACUAAAGCACAUUGAACCCUUAGGAGAAGGGUGCUACAUAAGCACGUGGUCUUUCUGGAUAGAGGCUUGCAUUUUCAACAGUGUAUCAUUCCAGCUCUGUUGGACCUGGGUCCAAAACAUUUUCUAACAAAAUUUUUUAUCCAGGAUAAAGAGCCAAAUGAAUUUAACUUCUACUUUUCACACAUCUGAAUUUUCUCCUACCUAAUUCAUUCUAGCCUUUAUUAUAGCUAAGUUCAGCUUGUUAUAUUUUUCACGGGUUGGGAUGUUGGUCAGCUGCCCUCUUGGAUGGUAAUGAUGCCUAUAGGAAAUAUUGCAGAUGGAGGUUACGGCUGUUUUUCUGAACAAAUUCAAGACUAAAACAUGGAUCAUAGUGUUUCAUACAGUAAAGUGAAAGUGUAUUUUCAAAACCUAAUGUAUUGCUGGACGUGAUACAGUUUUCCAUUUUUGUGAAAUGUCUGCAGCUUGUAUUUCCCCUCAGUGACUGGAGGAAUUUUCUCCAGGUGCUUCCUAUAUUACCAUCCCUUGUUAAUAUUAACUCUUUUUAGAAGUUUAGGUUAUUUAAGUAGUUUUUACAGAAGUAGCCUAAGAAGCCAUGAGUUUCAGAGUUAAAGGAUCCCUCGCUUUCCUCGUCCCUCUUCCCAAGGCAUUGAUUUUGAAUGUACCAGCUGGCAGAAGAGAAAGAUGGCCCAGGGGGACAUUUUAGAUAUCUUAAGCUUUGAAACUCUUCUUAUUCUCCCCAUGUCCAAAAUGGUUUAUUUUAACAUAAAUAAUAUGCCUUCACACUGGAUUGUAAAAGGCAUGUGAUUUUAUUUUUGUGAGGUAUUGUCUUCUGCAGUAUUAAAGGGAAAGAGAUGUUAAUGUGUAUCAUCCUAUCUUGUUUUUGAAGCCAGGGUAGUUGUAUAAUUUUGUUACCAGCAGUGCUAACCUGAAUGUGAUCUGGUUACCUUGGAAAUGCAGGAACUUAUAUGAAUGUACUGUAAAAUAAAACACGGACUGAUUCCCAGGA
Messenger RNA from Mirounga angustirostris (Northern elephant seal), 5222 nucleotides. It is a transcript of the gene IPO8, whose product is annotated as importin 8. Gene Ontology annotation, cellular component: nuclear envelope; cytosol. NCBI's taxonomy places the organism in Eukaryota, Metazoa, Chordata, Mammalia, Carnivora, Phocidae. Gene Ontology annotation, biological process: protein import into nucleus. The coding region runs from base 200 to 3424 and encodes 1074 amino acids. The record is from RefSeq and is a predicted model, not a curated record. Gene Ontology annotation, molecular function: small GTPase binding. The transcript is spliced from 25 exons.